AUGAUUUUUGGCCGUUUUUUUUUUUCCAGUAUAUCAAAGCAAUGUAAACAGAAGAGCAUUGUACUCCCCAGGAAAAAAGGGAGGUUGUUCUCAACAGAAAACAAGGCAUUACUAAAGAAACGUAAGGGUUCUAUGGAGGAGAAGGACAUUGUUGCAAAUUCACAACCACUUUAUAAAAGCUAUAAAGGGCACAAUUUAAAAAUAGUGUAUGAAAAUGAUUUUUUCUUAGUGGUAAACAAGCCUUAUGAUAUAAAAUUGGAGAAGGGGAAGUUCGACGAUAUAUACCCCUCUGUGGAAACCCUACUUCGUCAGAAGAAAAACUUGGAUGUAUUCAGAAUUUGUGGACAACUUGACUACGCUACAAGCGGUCUUUUAAUUAUAGCCAAGGACAAACUGAGCUGCAAUAUCUUGAAUUACAACAUAGAAAGUAAGAAUAUAGGCAAAAUAUACUUGGCCAUACUAUAUGGUCAUUUACCCCUAGGUGUUGUGCACGUAAAUACACCAAUAAGUAAAGUGAAAAAUGAAUUUAAAAUGAAAUUAUGUUAUAACUAUAAUGAUUAUUAUGAUAAUGGAAAAUAUUGUUACAGUUUAAUUUAUCCAUAUAAGCAAUGUUACUUAAAUAAUGAAAAAGUAACCUUGUGUGAGCUUCGAACCGUCACGGGAAGAAGACACCAACUUAGGUUGCAUGCACUUUCUUUAGGAAGUGCAAUUGUGGGAGACGAAACAUAUUUCGAGGACAUGAUAAGUAUCAAAUAUAAAAUUGGUUGCUCUCUCUGCUCAAGUAGCCCAAGUGCUCAGGAAAAUGACUUCAUCGAGGAACGAUCCGUUGAACAUUUUUGGAGGGAUACUCUUCAGAGUAACUCACAAUACGAGGGGGUAAACGGAAGUCGAGACAGUAAAGGCAGUGAAGACAAAUGUAAUGGCCUAGAGCAUCGAGGCAGUAGGAAUACACCAGAGAAACCAAUAACAAAAAUAGACGUAGAACGGAUGAUGCUGCACUGUUGGAUUGUACUACAGAACAAUAAAGACAAAAAACAAAAACUGAAAAAAAGUGAAGAUAUAAACAUGUUAGAAAAAAAGAUAUUUGAUUGGGAUUAUAUAAUCUGUCAAGACGAAAUAAGUAAAUAUGUUAAUGAAGAAGAGAGAACAUAUGAACAAUGCGUUUUAAAAAAUAACGAUUUAAUAAAUACUAAUUUUAUUAAUUAUAAUGCUAAAAAUAUAAAUAAAAAUAUCAAAAACAUAGACAGAAAAUUAAGCAAAGUGAAGUAUGACCAUUCAUUGAAUAAUAAUUUCGUAUUAGAAAAUUUAAAUGGAUUGAAGCAUCCAAAUUUGUUGAAACGUGAAAAUGUAAGCCCAAUUGGAAAAGGAGAAAAUGAAGUAAAAAAGGAUGACAGUAAUAAUAAAGACUGUUUGGUUGAGACACAAAGCGGGACACCUACAAAGGACCAUAAUGACCUGAAUUUAAAUCCCAACAAAGUGAAAACUAUAGAUGUGACGGAUACCUUUAUAAAUGAUCAAGAGAUAGAUAAAAACUCCAUUUAUUUGGUAAAAAAUGGAAAGUAUGAAAAUCCGAAUCAUUUGUUCGACGAUAUUCAUGACAAUGUCAAUAAAUUUAACUGGGGAUAA
Molecule: messenger RNA, 1626 nt
Organism: Plasmodium gonderi
Lineage: Eukaryota; Apicomplexa; Aconoidasida; Haemosporida; Plasmodiidae
Product: ribosomal large subunit pseudouridylate synthase
Exons: 2
Coding region: 1-1626 (541 amino acids)
Biological process (GO): pseudouridine synthesis
Molecular function (GO): pseudouridine synthase activity; RNA binding
Source: RefSeq, a predicted model, not a curated record